Messenger RNA from Callorhinchus milii (elephant shark), 3777 nucleotides. Its product is annotated as glucocorticoid receptor. Lineage: Eukaryota; Metazoa; Chordata; Chondrichthyes; Chimaeriformes; Callorhinchidae. Bases 1 to 1287 code for a protein of 428 amino acids. The transcript is spliced from 8 exons. Gene Ontology annotation, biological process: regulation of DNA-templated transcription. The record is from RefSeq and is a predicted model, not a curated record. Gene Ontology annotation, molecular function: zinc ion binding; DNA-binding transcription factor activity; sequence-specific DNA binding.
AUGUUGCACAGUUACAAGUAUUCGAUUGAAUGCAAAGAAGUAAUUUUAGAGAUCAUUGGUGAGCACGCAUUUGGAACGUUCUGUGUACAUUACAUUACCUUCAAAAGGUGUAAUUCAUCAAGUUUUUUUCUGCACUCUUCUACUUCCAGCUCUGUCCUAAAAUUUGAUGAAAGCACACCUUCCUCUUCCUCCUCCUCGGGGCCACCUGCCAAGGUCUGUCUGGUUUGCUCAGAUGAGGCAUCUGGAUGUCAUUAUGGUGUCCUAACCUGUGGCAGUUGUAAAGUUUUCUUCAAGAGAGCAGUAGAAGGACAGCAUAACUACCUAUGUGCAGGAAGAAAUGACUGCAUAAUCGACAAGAUUCGCCGAAAAAAUUGCCCAGCUUGCCGUUUUCGAAAGUGCCUCCAGGCUGGCAUGAAUCUUGAUGCUCGGAAGACGAAGAAAUUGAACAAGUUGAAGGCACCUCACAGUAGCAGCAGCCCUUCCACCUUCACUCAACCUGUAACCAAGUCAGCAGCCUUGGUUUCUUCAUUACUGACUCCUGCCAUGAUCUCAAUCCUCGAAGGAAUUGAACCCGAUGUAAUAUAUGCAAGCUAUGACAGCACGAUCCCUGACACGCCUCAUCGGCUUUUGAGUGGACUGAACACGUUAGGCGGUCGGCAGAUGAUCUCAGCUGUGAAGUGGGCAAAAACUAUACCAGGAUUUCAAAACUUGCAUCUUGAUGACCAAAUGAUGUUGCUGCAGUAUUCCUGGAUGUCACUGAUGGUUUUCAGCCUUGGUUGGAGAUCCUACCAAUACACCAACAGCAACAUGCUCUUCUUUGCACCAGAUCUAAUCUUGAAUGAGGACAGGAUGCAGCAAUCAUCAAUGUAUGAACUCUGCAAAGGGAUGCACAGCAUCUCAAUAGAGUUCAGAAACUUACAGGUUUCUUAUGAAGAAUUUCUAUGCAUGAAGACUUUACUUUUGCUCAGUACAGUACCGUUGGACGGCUUGAAGAGCCAGGCUGCAUUUGAUGAAAUUCGAACCUGCUUCAUUAAGGAGUUGGGAAAAGCCAUAGUGAAGAGAGAGGGAAAUGCGAGUCAAAACUGGCAACGCUUUUAUCAACUGACCAAACUGAUGGAUUCAAUGCAUGAUCUGGUUGGCGGGUUGUUGCAGUUCUGUUUCUAUACCUUCAUGGAAUCCAAGACUCUGAGCGUGGAGUUUCCUGAAAUGUUGGUGGAAAUUAUCAGCAAUCAGUUGCCCAAAGUCAUGGCGGGAAUGGCCAAACCGCUCCGGUUUCACCAGAAGUGACGGCCUUACACCGGGGGGAAAAAAAAUUGCCUUAAAAAUUAUCCUGCAUAGCUUUUCUUUUCACAAAGUGAUUGGGAUUUUAGAAAUGUUUGUCUUGGCAAACGCUUACAAUUAUGUCAUAUGCACUACAUAUGGUUUACAGAGAGGGUCAGGCACCUGGGCUGAGGCAAAAAGGAAAUGUUAAAAGAUUCACAGCCUAAGAACUGUGCAUUGGAAAAAAAAAUUGUAAGUGGCAGAAAUCUGCAUGUGUUUUUGUUUCAGUGACCUUUUAUUUUUGUGUAUUGUGAUACAGAUUUUGAUUUUAUGCAUGCAUUCUAAUGAGAAGUUUACAGUGUAUAUCGGCAAAGGGAAAAUUGUGCCUUUUUAGCUUUCAAAGUCUAAUCUAGCCAAUUUGGACAUUUUAUUGUUAAAUGCAGGAGAAUUGCUAAUUCGCUCAUUUUCCUCUUAUCUGUUUUUUUAAUAUAUAUAUAUAUUAAGUGAAAUUUGAGCCUGGUGUAAGAGAUUUUCUUUACAGCCAUCAAUGAAUUCUGUGUUGUACGCUUGAGUUCGCUCACUGCUCUCGUGUAAAUAUUCGAGAAAGUGGCUCUUUUGGAGGGAGACUGAUCAUUUACAGAUGAACAAAUGGGAUUUGAACUUGCCUGAAAAUCUAGAAUGAGGGGGAGCCAGGAGGGGACAAAUUCUAGAAAUAAUUUUAUUUGAGAAGAUUCUGGAUAAUGUAUGUCACCUGUAGGAGCCCACAACCUGAGAUUGUGUUGGUUAGAGGGAUGUAAUAUUUGCCACUUGCGAAGGGAUGAGCAGUUUCUAGAAAUUGCGUUCUCAGUAGGUACCUACACCUUUUUACUUCAUAUGGCCAUUGGUUCAUGUUCACUAUCAGAUGUUUAGCCAUGCUCCAUAAUGGAGCAAGCACAGUUUCUAUAACAAGUUCCAGGAUAUUAUUUAGGAAAAUGCCUUCGGCUUCAAUGGCACGGAUGCAUUCCUUGGUAUAACCAUAUUGUAGAGUUUGAAAUGAUCAGUAUAGUGUCGAAUAGGUUUUAUUCUGGCAAAAAAAGAUUUAUUUUUUAAACUUGGACAUAUAGAUCUAAUUGCAAUCUACAUAUUAUUCAGUACAUUUUUGGUCGAUCUGUUUGUUGUAUCCAUGCUGUUCUCUGGUAUGCACUGUGGGAUAUAUUGUCAGAAAAUAUUAUUUGGGAAUGGAAUUCCACUUUUGUCAACAGUGGUAAGAGGUAAAGUGAUGGUGAAAAACGCAUACAGUGGUGACACAUCCACGAGUAGCGGAACCACUGAGUGCUUCAGAAGCAAAUCAUACAGUAUCAAUAAGCUAAAACAUAUUGUACAUUUUUCUUCCCUCCCCCACACAAAUGUCUUGGUACCACCUGUGUUUCAGGUCAAGACGGAUAACCCAUCAAAGCUGUGAAUCUCGCUGCCACUGAUGUUAUUUUAUAAUCAAGUGUAAUUUAAGUGCAGCAAAUGGGACAAAACAUGUUCAGUGUUUCUCUCCUAUUGAACUCGGGCUGGUGACUUUGGGCACAAGCCCAUGACCUGGUAAGAAGUAAUUAAUCUGAACAUAGAUGUCAGUGUGACACCUGUCAGGGUUAAGUACUUUUGUAAGAUGGGAAGCCCUCAGACCUCAUUGUUUAUUAAGCCACUUCCAACAGCUUAUGGUUGAAACAACUUCUUGUAUAUAUGAGCUUUCAAGCCCUCUUGUUUGCUAUUAUGUAAUUUUCCUUAGGUCUCUAGAUAAUAUCACUUGUCAAGCAACUACAUCAUAUCCCGACCCUCAUCAGUGUGUUUAUUUGCUCGAUGUUUUAAAAGAUACACACUGCUUGUUCCCAUCAAUGAUUUUUCUUAAAUCAACAACAACAAAAAAUGGUGCGAACCAUAUUUCUGGUAGCAUCACAGGCUAAUGUAGACCAAAGUAAUAAUACACAUGUUGAAAUAUUAAGUAAAACCAUGCUCCUGAAGACGACAGUUUGGGGUUUUUAUAUGGGAAACAAAUUUUAUGUGCAUGUUUAACAAUGUGCCUACCAUGAAGAUACUACAGCUAUGUGUCUUCUUCCUAGAACAUCCAACCAACGUAUUCAAUCCCUUGAGAGCUCACUAUAUCUAGCUCACACCCAAUGCAGCCAAAUUCCAUGUCCAUGCUUUUGUCACCUCCCUAAAUAAUUUAAAAGCCCUUAUCGCUCCACUAUCCAAAGAAUCCCACCAAUUCAGAACUCCACUGUCCAUAGGCUCACCUGCUUUAAACUCUGUACCCUCAUCACACCAGUCCUCGCCAGGCUCUGCUGGCUCCCUGUCACAGAAUGGAUCGACUUCACGUUCCUCCCACUUAUCUACAAAUCCCUGCACACCCUGGCACCUCCCAAUCUUUCUGACCUGCUUACUCCCCACUCCACCCACCUACUGCCUCCGCACAGCUGACUCCAACCUCCUCUUCGUCCCUCGUCUCCUCUGUUCCACCAUCGCAGGCCGUGCUUUCAGCCACUAUGCCGC